UGUCUGGGUCUAUGCGGUGCCUCUGUUGUCUUAUUUGCACUGAGGAUCCAGAGUCAAACAUUAACUUCAGGCUAAAUCAAAUUUAAAGCUACUUGCUCUGAAAGCUUCCAGUGACUGUCAUGGUUUCACGCAACCACACAUCACUCCUGACACACCAGUUUAUUAAACUAGUUUAUCACGUAACUAUUUAAAAGAGUAGCACAACUGGGACCUGUGAUUCAGGAAUUUCUAUUAAGAUGAAUGGAAGAAGGAGGUAGGUUGAAAGACCUCAGCUGAGGGAUACCAUGAACCCAGGAACAGAUUAUGGCUUCUAGCAGGCUCCUGCUGCUGCUGCUGAUAGGAGUGAUUUCCUCCCAUCUACCUGAAGUGCAGGGCAAACCUAUUGACUUUUGGUGCAAGGAUCACGCCAGAAAAAGUAUGGAGACAAAGCUUGAGACACUGAAGAAAAACAUGGCUCAUUGUAAUGGUUCAGACUGGCUGCCAUCUCCUGUACAGCUGCCAUGUAUUGGGGUACUCAAAAAAGACUGGGAAAAUAAAGCUCUACAGCACAAGUGUGCAGAGGUAAUUGGGGCCCUCCAGGUUUUUCAAGAAGGAGUGCAAGGGGUGAGUAAGAAGACCACAGUGGAAUGUCAGACUCAACUUUUGAGGAGACUGGAGCUCAACAUCAAAAAUCAUCUGGUCAUUGUCAGAAGGCUUCUUAUACAGAAUGACACAGUGACAUCGUCAGAUUCUGCAGUACAGCACUGUUUCAACGAAACCAAUCUGAAUGAAGUGCUGAAACAAUACGGAUGCCUACUCCGGGGAAAACUGACAUACCUUGCUAAAGAUGUCCAGGACGGCCUCUGUACUUGAAUACUUGAAGACCCUUAUGUUAAUUUAACAAAUGGAAGUGAGCAUACAUGCACUGCUGUGCUGUGCUGCUGUAGAACUGAUUCAAGACACAACUGGAGAUCAGGAGAGGGACAGCACAGUGUGGACUGAGGGGGUCCAGCGUGUUGAUGAAGACUCAUGAAGAGAGGACUGGGACUAGACUCACAUGUAGAAUGGCAUCAUGGUGGAAAUGGUGGUUUGGGUAUUUCCACAGGACACAAGAAUGGACAAAGGGAUCAAGCAGUGAAUGAUUUUAAAGGCCAAAGGAGGUAGCAAGAGUUUUUAGUUAUCCCAAGGAGUGAUGCAAAUGGUGGAAAAAUCUAUGAAAAGGAAAGCAUGCACUGAAAGAAUCACAAAGAUGUUUUUAGCUGGUGUAUUAGAGGCUUCUUAAGCAGUUUCACCUACGGAAACACCUACAGCAAUGCUAGCAGCUCUGUGAGGCUGUACUCAGGCACAGUGGCACUUAGAGCUUGCAUGCUCACAAUGACAAUGAUAAUAUGGUGAUAUUUACUGUGUAAAUCUUUGUUUAGUGUGUUGUGAUAGUAACCCUUGCUAACUAGCACUAAAUACAAAGAACAACUGAGGUUUAUGGGAAUGUCAUUAGUUUUGCAGGUAUUUAUGCAGAAGCAUAAACGUAUGUGCAGUGUGGACUACAGUGGUGGACCAGGUGACUGACACAACCACAGAACUACAUUGCCAUGCUAGCAGCAUGACUAAAACAAAGAUAGUUAACUUUAAUCCCUUGACAUUUUUGAAACUCAAGUGAAGGAGCUGGUAUAGCAAUGUGGGCCUGUUUUAGAUUCAAAGGUAAAAUAUAACCACAUGACACAGGGUGAGUGAAGUCAGUGAUUGUCUUUACAAAGAAAUAUUGAGCAACUAACUGUUGGUGCCAGGAAAAUUUUGGUAGUGAGAGUAAUGUGAAUGGAAUGCUGUUUUUUUUUUUUUUCUUUAAACCUGUCUUUACAUCAGAUCCCACACUCUAAAAAUAAAUGUCUAGGCUCAACAAAGAAAAUUAAGGCAACAGUUUCCAUCCAUCUUGUCAUGACAAUUUUUAAUAAAAUUAUCUUCAUCCAUCAAACUA
This is a messenger RNA of Lates calcarifer (barramundi perch), 1951 nucleotides long. RefSeq lists its product as uncharacterized. Gene Ontology annotation, molecular function: cytokine activity; hormone activity. Gene Ontology annotation, biological process: cell population proliferation. The record is from RefSeq and is a predicted model, not a curated record. The coding region runs from base 304 to 852 and encodes 182 amino acids. Gene Ontology annotation, cellular component: extracellular region. The transcript has 5 exons. NCBI's taxonomy places the organism in Eukaryota, Metazoa, Chordata, Actinopteri, Centropomidae.